UGUGCUAGUUUAAAUGGCUCAGCCAACAAAGCUGCAUCCACAAGGUUAUGGCACAGAGUACAAGCUAGAUGAACCAAACUCCAUGACGCCAACGGUGAAUAAGGUCUUCUCAGGAAAUGGAUCUAAUUAAUCAGCAAUCUGGUGUUUUUAAAGAGUCGAAUGGCUUUAAAGAUAAAGACCCAGACUGCCAGCAUGGUUCAGAGACAGAGGAAGAACCUUUGCUCCGGGAAAACCCCAGACGGUUUGUCAUCUUCCCCAUUCAGUACCCCGACAUCUGGAAGAUGUACAAGCAGGCACAGGCAUCUUUCUGGACAGUGGAGGAGGUUGAUCUAUCCAAAGACUUGGCACACUGGGACCGUUUGAAACCUGAGGAGAAACACUUCAUCUCCCAUGUUCUAGCCUUCUUUGCCGCAAGUGAUGGCAUCGUCAACGAGAACCUGGUGCAGAGGUUCUGCCAGGAGGUGCAGGUCCCUGAAGCACGCUCCUUCUACAGCUUCCAGAUCCUUAUAGAGACCGUUCAUUCAGAGAUGUACAGCAUGCUCAUCAACACUUACAUCAGGGACCUGAGGGAGAGAGACUACUUAUUUAAUGCCACUCAGACCAUGCCUUGUGUGAAACGAAAAGCAGACUGGGCCCUCCAGUGGAUAAAUGACAGCAAAUCCACAUUUGGGGAGCGAAUUGUGGCGUUUGCAGCAGUGGAGGGCAUCUUUUUCUCCGGCUCAUUCGCUGCCAUCUAUUGGCUCAAGAAGAGAGGACUAAUGCCUGGCCUUACCUACUCCAAUGAGCUGAUUAGCAGGGAUGAGGGCCUUCACUGUAACUUUGCCUGCCUGCUGUACAGCUACCUGGUGAAGAAACCAUCAGAGGACCGGGUUAAAGACAUAAUCACCAAAGCUGUUAGCAUUGAGCAGGAGUUUUUGACAGAGGCCUUGCCGGUGGAUCUCAUUGGAAUAAACUGUUGUCUGAUGAAGCAGUACAUUGAGUUUGUGGCCGACCGGCUUCUCGCUGAACUCGGACUGGCCAAGGUAUACCAAGCUGAGAAUCCAUUUGACUUCAUGGAGUCCAUUUCACUAGAGGGGAAAACCAACUUCUUUGAGAAACGUGUAGCAGAGUAUCAGAGAUUUGGGGUUAUGUCAAGCAUGAUGGACUGUGAAUUCACUCUGGAUGCAGACUUCUGACACUGAGAUGACACCAUGUUACAUAUUUGUUACAUUUCACCUGUUUUAUUAACAGUAUAAAGUCUUGUUUCAAAGCUAUUUGAGUAUUACAAAGGACAAAUUAAUGGUUGACAGGUUAAAGCUGCACUCUUCCAGUAGACAUGUCCAGCCUUUUGGCAAUAGGGAUUGAGAAUUACACCUUGAGUUAUUUAGCAGCCAAUAUAUUGCAGUUUGCAAAGCAGAAUAGGAUGAACGAAUGGACCUGUCAAGCCGUGCUUAUAGCGAUUUUUGACCUUGACAUGCUACAGGGCACACAUAAGACCUAAGGUUUGGUGAAAAAUAAAUAAUUAGUCAGGUUAUUAUUGUAAAUUAUUGUUCUGUACCUCAUUGGACAUUAGAAGAUGGUUAAUAUCUAGAAUAUAUUUUAUUGAGUCUGCAGUCCUGGCUGCUGGCUUAUAUGGUGAAUUGUUUUCACAUUUUAUAAAGUUUUCAUGUACAAUAAAAUGUUUCUUAAAAAAUC
Micropterus salmoides (largemouth bass) is the source of this 1674-nucleotide messenger RNA. It is a transcript of the gene rrm2b, whose product is annotated as ribonucleotide reductase M2 b. Gene Ontology annotation, biological process: deoxyribonucleotide biosynthetic process. The coding region runs from base 117 to 1175 and encodes 352 amino acids. The record is from RefSeq and is a predicted model, not a curated record. Lineage: Eukaryota; Metazoa; Chordata; Actinopteri; Centrarchiformes; Centrarchidae. Gene Ontology annotation, cellular component: cytosol. The transcript is spliced from 9 exons. Gene Ontology annotation, molecular function: ribonucleoside-diphosphate reductase activity, thioredoxin disulfide as acceptor.